This is a messenger RNA of Octopus bimaculoides (California two-spot octopus), 738 nucleotides long. RefSeq names its product protein RRP5 homolog. Gene Ontology annotation, biological process: rRNA processing. The record is from RefSeq and is a predicted model, not a curated record. Gene Ontology annotation, cellular component: nucleus; small-subunit processome; nucleolus. Gene Ontology annotation, molecular function: protein binding; RNA binding. NCBI's taxonomy places the organism in Eukaryota, Metazoa, Mollusca, Cephalopoda, Octopoda, Octopodidae.
AUUCAUUUGUUUUUUUUUUUUGUUUUUUUUCUUUCUGUUAUUUUAGACGUAUCAAUGGUAAAUAUAUUGUUAAACUGUAUCAGCCAGUCAAACAAAUCGCACGGCUUACAAAAAGGUUACAGGAAACUGCUAGUCAACCAAAAUCUGCAAGAAUUAGUAAAGAAAUGGCUGUUGAUCCAGACUCCACAACCCUGGAAAGCUCAAAGUUGAAGAAGAAGAAAAGAGCAACGAAACGAAAGUCUGAAGGUAACAUUGAUAGUGAUGACGAUGAUGGUACUGGAAAAGAUCCAAAGGAAAAGAAGUGCAAGCGGGACUCUAAAAAGUCAAUUGAAGUUAUGCCCCCUGUCUUCUUUAACUGGGAUAAUGAAACUGUUGCCCCAACAAACCAGAACGGUCAUGUCAGCAGCAGUGAUGACGACAUUGAAAUGAGCGAAGACAAGGAUGGAGAAUCAUCUACAGGUAAACUCCUCAAGAAAAAGAAAGCUGCUAAGAAGCUUGAAAAAAAACAGGAAGAAGAAAGGUUAUAUGAAAUUGAACGUCAACGGGUCAUUGGAGAAAAACUGCCCGAAACUGCUGAUGAUUUUGACCGUCUUCUCCUCCAUUCGCCAGACAGUUCCAUGUUGUGGCUACGGUACAUGGCUUUCCAUUUGGAAACAGCUGAGAUUGAUAAGGCACGAUCCAUCGCAGAGAGAGCUCUGAAGACCAUCUUAUUCCGGUGAGAUUUUUAGUAGUUCUUUG